AUGGGCGAAGCGGGUGUAUUCUUCAGCCACAUCUUCCUGCCAGACGACAUCCUAACCAAGACACGAUUCCUCGCUGCACUCUUAGGACAUCUCGUUCCAGAAUUUCGGCACCCACUUGCCAAAAGGGCUAUAGAAAUGAUGACCACUGUGGGACAUACAGAUGGACUUGAGGCUUUGGUGAUGUUUGUCCAAGAAAGCGGUGUGCCGGAAGCGGUGCAGGCUUUGGAAACAGGAAAACGUUUGAUGGAGAAGGCGCGCUCCGAGUAUGACAGUAAGGCUUACAAUGCGGCGAUAACUACAGCACGUGCAAGCCGGGAGGCAUUUUCAAGAGCCUAUUUCUUGUCGCAUAUUAGCCUUGAAACCGAGGGGCGCGCAGUGUGGAAUCAUUCUGGGCUCGGUGCCUACCCCGGUGAUUGGGACAGGUCUGCCAAAGAAUUAGCAGCGGCAGGCGUGAACAUGAUUCUCCCAAAUAUGGCGUGGGCAGGGGUGGCGCAUUAUUCCAGUAAAGUCUUACCACAGAGCAAAACCUUUACGCAAUAUGGAGAUCAGCUGGCACAGUGUGUUACGGCGGCACGCACGUACGAUUUAGAAGUGCAUGUGUGGAAGAUUACAUGGAAUUUGGAAGGUGCGCCGAAGGGAUUCGUUGAAAAAAUGCGGAAAGAUGGACGGACCCAAGUCUCCGCAGCCGGAAAGCCGCUCAAUUGGCUCUGCCCAUCACACCCGAAAAACGUCCAGUUGGAAGUAGAGAGCAUACUGGAGAUUGUAACGAAUUACGACGUAGAUGGCAUCCAUCUGGAUUAUAUCCGUUAUCCGGGAAGCCAUGCGUGUUACUGUGAGGAGUGCCGUAAAAGAUUCACGCUUGCAACGCGACAGCAGAUUGACGAAUGGCCCGCCGCAGUUUUGCCGGGGACGGGGACCUAUAGCGAUGAGUAUAUUGAGUGGCGGACGCAGCAAAUCACUCGCUUGGUUCGCAUGCUACACAAACGGCUGCGAGAGGCGAACCCUGACAUCAAACUUUCUGCAGCCGUCUUCGGAGGUUACCCAGCGUGUGUCACUUCUAUUGGACAGGACUGGAUCGCAUGGGCAAAGGCAGGUUAUGUCGAUUUCGUUUGUCCAAUGAAUUAUACAGAGGAUACGAACUAUUUCACGGAGUUAUUCGUCAACCAACUCGCUCUGAUGCCUAAAGAGGUAGCCAUUUAUCCCGGUAUUGGCGCGACUGCCACUAAUUCGCUACUGACUCCAGAUGCGGUGGUUGAACAGAUUUAUCUCUCGCGUUCCUUAGGGGCUUCAGGAUGGACGAUUUUUGACUAUUCCCUUGAUAUUUCUGAGACUGUAUUACCAGCACUCGAAAUGGGUGUAGGGAAACGCAAGGCAAACCCGUCGCAUUGA
Molecule: messenger RNA, 1389 nt
Organism: Geodia barretti
Lineage: Eukaryota; Metazoa; Porifera; Demospongiae; Tetractinellida; Geodiidae
Source: the annotation of a GenBank genome assembly